GGCGAUGGGGAUAUCGGGGACGGGGAAUGGGGAUUCGUUUUUGAGGACCAAUGCUGUGAGGACUGUGUCUGCUAUUGCGAAGUAUAGGGGGGAUGGGUCGACGACGUCGCUGGGUGAGGCGCUGAGGGAGGUUACGGGACCUGGCGGGGAGUUGCAGAAGAGUGCUGGGAAGAGGUGGAAGAAGACGGGGGAGGGUGAGGGAGGAAUGAUUGGGAUUGAGUGCGCUGUUGUUAAGGGGCCUGAUGGGGAGGUUAGGGGGACUGGGGCGUAUGUUUUGGCGGAGUAUAACUGUGGUGGGAUGUUUAGGGCGACGGUGAAUGAGGACGGUAAGGCUGUUGCGAGGGUUUGGAAUGAAGGUCAGUAUGAGGGCCUGGGAGGGUACGAGAACGAAGGGAAGGAGUAUGACCCUAGGGAUUUGAAGAGGGAGAAGGCUUGACGGAGAACACAACAUGUCACGCCAGUUGAAACUAUACUGUACAUAGAUGCCACGGCUAUAAGUUUCGAAUC
Molecule: messenger RNA, 507 nt
Organism: Pseudogymnoascus destructans
Lineage: Eukaryota; Fungi; Ascomycota; Leotiomycetes; Thelebolales; Thelebolaceae
Exons: 1
Coding region: 5-436 (143 amino acids)
Source: RefSeq, a predicted model, not a curated record